AUGUGCAGGAUGGACUGCAGGAUGGAUGGAUGCGCAAUUGGUUCUAACGGUUCUGGCAGCAAGUCAUGCGGCCCGCUGUCGGACUACCGCAUUCCAGAUUACAUACUAAAGCCGGACUCUGAACCAGUCAUCCUUGACAAUGCACCAUCUUGUCCCGUGGUAGUCUUCAUCAACUCUAGAAGCGGUGGCCAACUUGGAAGUGGUUUGAUCAAAUCAUACCGUGAAGUUCUCAAUGAAGCACAGGUCUUUGAUCUGUCUGAGGAGUCCCCUGACAAGGUGCUGCACAGGUUGUAUGCCAACUUCCAAAGGCUCAGGUCCAAUGCUGACACUCUUGCUAUUCAAAUUGAGAAGAGCCUGAGACUAAUUGUUGCUGGUGGUGAUGGCACGGCAAGUUGGCUGCUUGGAGUAGUUAGUGAUCUGAAGCUUACGCACUCACCCCCUGUUGCUACUGUGCCUCUGGGAACCGGAAACAACCUUCCUUUUUCAUUCGGAUGGGGAAAGAAGAACCCAGCUACUGACCAAGAGGCAGUGAAAUCAUUCCUUGGGCUAGUAAAAGGAGCAAGAGAAAUGCGCAUUGAUAGUUGGCAUAUCAUCAUGAGGAUGCGAGUACCACAGGAAGGUCCAUGUGAUCCUAUUGCUCCCUUAGAGCUGCCUCAUUCACUUCAUGCAUUCCACCGUGUAACUGGAUCCGAUGAGCUCAAUGUGGAGGGUUACCACACAUUCCGUGGAGGAUUUUGGAAUUACUUUAGUAUGGGAAUGGAUGCUCAAGUGUCAUAUGGGUUCCACUCUGAAAGGAAGAAAAAUCCAGAGAAGUUCAAAAACCAGCUAACGAAUCAGGGUACAUAUGCUAAGCUUGGACUUAAACAAGGAUGGUUUGCUCCUUCCCUAACCCAUUCCUCUUCAAGGAACAUUUCGCAACUUGCAAAGGUGAAGAUCAUGAAAAUUGGUGGCAAAUGGGAAGAGCUUAAAAUCCCGAGCAGUAUUCGAUCAAUUAUCUGCCUCAAUUUGCCAAGUUUUUCGGGAGGAUUCAAUCCCUGGGGAACCCCUGGCACGAGGAAGAAACAAGACAGGGACCUGACUGCGCCUUAUGUUGAUGAUGGACUCAUUGAGGUUGUCGGCUUUCGUGAUGCUUGGCACGGUCUCGUAUUGCUGGCCCCUAAUGGACACGGGACUCGUCUAGCACAGGCUCAUAGAAUCCGGUUCGAGUUCCACAAAGGAGCAGCCGACCACACGUUCAUGAGGGUCGACGGUGAGCCAUGGAAGCAGCCACUCCCCAGCAACGACGAGACUGUCGUCGUCGAGAUCUCCCACCUCCGUCAGGUCACCAUGCUCGCCAACGGCCACUGCAAGUCGAAGAGCGUCGAGGAGCCCGCGACUCCAUCAAGCCAUGGGCACGAGAACGACGACAGCGACAGCCUGGAGGAUGAGGACGAGUGGAAGGAGGGGAGGAAGAAGUUUGGGGCUGCGGAUACCUUCAAGUUACCUGAUGAGGUCGACAUUGCGCAUCUUAGCUGA
Messenger RNA from Triticum turgidum subsp. durum (durum wheat), 1515 nucleotides. NCBI's taxonomy places the organism in Eukaryota, Viridiplantae, Streptophyta, Magnoliopsida, Poales, Poaceae. The record is from the annotation of a GenBank genome assembly.